This is a messenger RNA of Pestalotiopsis fici W106-1, 1128 nucleotides long. RefSeq names its product NADH-ubiquinone oxidoreductase subunit A. Lineage: Eukaryota; Fungi; Ascomycota; Sordariomycetes; Amphisphaeriales; Sporocadaceae. Gene Ontology annotation, cellular component: mitochondrion. The transcript is spliced from 5 exons. The record is from RefSeq and is a predicted model, not a curated record. Bases 1 to 1128 code for a protein of 375 amino acids. Gene Ontology annotation, molecular function: protein-containing complex binding.
AUGGCUUCCUUUCCGACCGCCGUGCGGUCAACCAGAAGACUCGCAAUCAAUCUCACCCAGCGACGCUCCAUUGCCGAUGUUGUCGUCACCCGUACCGGCAAACCCAUUCUGCGGUCGCAGGGCGGACGACACUCACUCGGAGGUCACACCGCGACGGUAUUUGGCGCAACUGGCCAAUUGGGACGAUACAUUGUCAACAGACUUGCUCGUCAAGGAUGCCAGGUCGUGAUUCCGUACCGGGAGGAAAUGGCCAAGCGUCAUCUCAAGGUGACGGGUGACCUGGGCCGAGUUCACUUUCUCGAAUACGAUCUAUACAACACGGAAUCCAUCGAGGCCAGCGUUCGCCACUCGGACGUCGUCUACAACUUGAUCGGCCGCACCUAUCCCACCAAGAACUACAGCCUAGAGGACGUUCACGUACAAGGAACCGAACGUAUUGUCGAAGCCGUGGCCAAGUAUGAUGUCGACCGCUACAUCCACGUCUCUUCCUACAACGCCGACCCCAACUCCCCUUCUGAGUUCUUUGCCACAAAGGGACGGGGUGAGCAGGUUGCUAGAAGCAUAUUCCCCGAGACCACCAUUGUCCGACCCGCGCCCAUCUUUGGCUUCGAGGACAACCUAUUGAUCAAGCUGGCCACCCCGGCUAACCUGUUCACCUCGAAUAACAUGCAGGAGAGGUACUCCCCAGUUCACUCAAUCGACGUUGGCAAAGCCUUGGAGCUCAUGCUCUAUGACGAUAGCACAGCUGGGCAGACCUUUGAACUGUAUGGUCCCACCGAAUACUCGACAGAGGAGAUCGCCGAACUGGUCGAUCGCGAAAUCUUCAAGAAGCGGAGGCACAUCAACGUUCCCAAGGCCAUCUUGAAGCCCGUCGCAGCACUCUUGAACAAGGUGCUUUGGUGGCCCAUCCUGAAUGCCGAGGAUAUCGAGAGGGAAUUCAUUGACCAGCAGAUUGACGAGGCCGCCAAGACUUUCAAGGAUCUCGACAUUACCCCUGGCGACAUCAAGGACUUUACAUACCACUACCUCCAGGGAUACCGAAGCUCGUCAUUCUACGACCUGCCCCCGGCAACGGAGAAGGAGAGGAGGGAAGACAGAAAGUACAUCCAUGUUACGGAUGAGUUGUAG